Dermacentor silvarum is the source of this 2141-nucleotide messenger RNA. Its product is annotated as neprilysin-21. Gene Ontology annotation, molecular function: metalloendopeptidase activity. NCBI's taxonomy places the organism in Eukaryota, Metazoa, Arthropoda, Arachnida, Ixodida, Ixodidae. Bases 124 to 1887 code for a protein of 587 amino acids. Gene Ontology annotation, cellular component: plasma membrane. Gene Ontology annotation, biological process: protein processing. The record is from RefSeq and is a predicted model, not a curated record. The transcript has 17 exons.
UAUUGCUACCCGCUUCAUAACUUCUGCUUUGCAGAAAAUGCUCUCGACCACGCCACGUACACAGACCCUCUUCUUCACAACGUUGUCAAGAUAUUUCAAGGCUGUAGCGAUAAAAGUUUUCUUAUGAGAAAUCCAGCCAUGGCAUUGCAAGCAGCGUUGGAUGACGUUCGGCUUACGGACUGGCCUUACGACGAAGAACCGAUGGACGUGGAAGUUCCCGAGGUCAUCGCAUUUGCUGCCCGCAAGCUGGCGGUGCACCCGUUCUUCGCUCCAUCUCUUGAGACCGACUCCACCACUGGGUCGGGAUGGGUGUUUGUGUUUCGAGAGCCCAAGGCGGUGAUUCCAGAAGACGCCUACGUCGCAGGCGACGUUGUAGUGACGUACCAAAAGCUGGUGACGAAGGCUAUGUCGCUCGUGAACAGCGACAAAAAUAUACAGGCGCUUGCCGAGCCGGUCCUCGACGUAGACCAAGAAGUGUACAAGAUGGCGGAGAAGAGUCGCCGGCUUACUGACUACACCAGAGAGCAUCACCGCAAGUCUCUUCCGCAUCUCGACAAACGGAGAGAGUUUGACGUUGGAUCGUUUCUAAGCACGUUGGUUGAUGGAAUUACGGUCUUGGAUUCGGAAGUGGAGUUUGUCAUCCCUACCGCAACGUUUUUGGAGGACGUGCAGAAUAUCACGAUCGCCUUUGAGAAGAAUGUCCUGCUGAACUACAUCGGCUUCCGUGCGGUGCUGGCCCUGUCUCCGCUGCUACCGCACAACGACGGCCGCGACCUGGCGCACCUGCAGUUCGCGCGCGAGAUACCGACGCGCACGCCGGCCAAGCGCUGGCGCUUCUGCCUGCGCCUGCUCGAGGCCGUCUACAAGCUGCCGCUUCUUCAACUGCAGGUGGACUCGUUCGAGAAGAAGGACAACUUCCACACGAUCAACAGGACCAUGGAGCUCCUCAAGAAGCACCUCUUUCGAACUGUGCGUAACUCCAGCCGCUUCGGACAGAGCCAGAGGCAAGCGAUUAUCGCCAAGCUACGUGACUUGAAGGUCCAGUCCUUUAGCAGCCACUUUAUCGGCGACUCAGAAGUUCGCGAGAGACACUACCAUGGGGUGCCUGACGUCGACCCGUCGAAUGUUCUUACCGACUAUGUUCAAACACUGAACAUCUUCCUCAAGAACUACUGGAGCUACUACGGCAGCCUGGGUCCUCAGUUUCGAUGGCACGGCUCGAUCUUUGACACGGCUGCUACUUACAACCACUUCGAAAAUACGCUGUACAUACCUCCGUCAUUGUUUAUGGAAGACGUCAAGUACAACACCUAUCAUUCGCCACUCUACUUCCCUCGGAGCGGCCGGCGUAUCAUGGAAGGCUUGUACAGUAUGCUUGAAAGAGAAGCUUCCUUCUUCGGGCCGCAUAACGAGGUGGUCAAGACCUCGAGCUGGGAUUACACCACCACCGACGGCUACCUGUCUCUGCGCGGCUGCCUCAAGGAGCAGUUCCGGAAGGCUGCCAUGCCGCACCUGGUGCCUGGUUUGACGAGCGCGUUGCAACCCUCGCGACCACUGCGCCAGGACGUCAAGGAUAACGCCAUAAUCAAUGUCGUCCUCGAGGCCUUCAAGGAAACCAUGCAGGACUUUGGUUACAAGCCCGGACUGUUCAUACUUCCUGGUUUCGCGGAAACAUCGAUGGAUCAACUUUUCUUCCUCCUCUACGGCACGAGCCAAUGCGAGGUGACUUCCCAAGAAGCUGCGCUGGCGGAUGAAAUCAUUAGCGCAUCCCAUCCGCGACGUUAUCGGGUUAAUCAUGCUCUGCAAAACAGCAGAAUAUUCUCCGACGCCUUCAUGUGUGCCAACAACACCGACAUGAACCCGAAGAACAAGUGCAAAGUGUGGUGAUUCGCAAGGCACAGGCACGCUUGGAAGACGCUACUCUUUCCUUCAAAUGCUGAAAGUUUGUGCUUUGAAAACUGAACAGUCGAAGGCAGGCAUGGUGACAGAAGCGGCCAUGUUGUUCAGAUUUGUGCACAGACUUGUGCAUCUUUUUUUCCUCGUUUGAGAGUUUCUCUAUUUCUUUUUCUUUUUUUAACGCUCAAGAAAACUGCUUUUUUGUGAUGUGAUGUUUUGUAUUUAGUGGUGCAAGAAAAAAAAAA